CUACUGAGAAAGGAAGGUAGCCUGCGGCCCAGAAAUCAGAUUGUGGGUUUGUUGGACUCUCAGCAACGUAAACAGGGGAAUGGAUUUUUCCAAAACAGUAAAUUUAAAUGGCACUGUUUAAGCUUCCCCUGAUGUUGUUGGGUUGGCAGUUAAAGCAGAUGGUCCUGAGUGCUCCUGUAGAGACCUCACUGUUUAAAUAUGCCUUUGUGCCUCAUUUCAUCUCUUUCCAAAUGGAAUUUCCCUGCAGUCAUUGCCGAGGGAAUGACUCCGCCACAAAGGAUCCUCUUUCCCCCGGAGAAGAUUUGCAUGGUCUGGCAGCAAAGACAGAGUGCUGGAGCAGGACUCCGCAAUGUGGGCAACACGUGCUUCCUUAAUGCUGUCCUGCAAUGCCUGACAUACACCCCGCCGCUGGCCAACUAUCUGCUCUCCCGGGAGCACAGCCAGGCCUGUCGCCAACAAGGCUUCUGCAUGAUGUGCAUCAUGGAAGCGCAUGUUAACAAGGUCCUGCAUUCCUCAGUCAGUGCCAUCCUGCCUUUGGCUGUUCUCAGGGGUUUCAGACUCAUAGGAGAACAUUUUCAGCUUGGCAGGGAGGAAGAUGCCCAUGACUUCUUAUGCUGUACUGUCAAUGCCAUGCAGAGAGCUUGUCUGAGUGCAAGCAAUGACUUGGACAUAUCAUCCCAAUCUACUACCAUUGUCCAUCAAAUAUUUGGAGGCUUUCUGAGAUCCAGAGUCAUCUGCUUCAGCUGCAAAGCCAUUUCUGAUUCCUAUGAGGCCUUCCUGGAUGUCCCUUUGGAUAUCAAAGCAGCCUCAUCCCUCACUGCAGCUCUGGAGGACUUUGUAACACCUGAGCACCUGGAUGGUGAAAACUGCUUUAAAUGUAGCAAGUGUGAGAAGAAUGUUGCCGCCACUAAGAGGUUCACUGUCCACUGUGCACCCAAGGUUCUCACUGUGUGUCUGAAGAGGUUUGACUGCUUCACUGGUGGGAAGAUCAGCAAGGUUGUAGAGUAUCCGGAGUACUUGGAUCUUCGCCCAUACAUGUCUCAGGCAGAUGGAGAAGCACUCCUCUACUCCUUAUAUGCUGUCCUGGUGCACAGUGGUGUCAGCUGUCAUGGAGGACACUAUUUCUGCUACACAAAGGCCAGCAAUGGAUUGUGGUACCGGAUGGACGAUGAAUCUGUGGAGCUGUGUUCCAUUGACACAGUUCUCAGGCAGCAAGCCUACCUGCUGUUCUAUGCCAGAUGCUCGGAUCUGAGAAUUGGAGAAAGGGCUUCUUCCUCACUGGCACCAUCACAUGCCCCUUCCUUCCUCAGUCAGUGUGCGGCCAGCAGCAAGCAGGCGGGCUCUGUUGGACCACAGGGUCUGACUGGUAGGACUAAGGGCAUGAAGGACACUGGCAGGGAGCGGUCCCGGAGCAGAUCCCCUCUGUGGGGCAGGGAUCUCCGCAGCUGGUCUGUGGACACCACAGACUAUGAUGACUCUUCAGAGAGAAGAACUGGUCCUCCAAGUCGUGACCGUGGUCCUAGGGAUAGCACAGCUGCAAGGCCUUCCAAGAGGAUCUGCCGGUGGGCUCCCGCUCCCAGGGCUGCUCAGGAGCAAACCUUGCUGAGGCAGAGGGAGCCAAGCAGAUCUGUGCAGGGAACUUACAACCUUCGCAGCCGGUUUGUGCCGUACACAGACUAUGACCGCUCACUGCGGAAGAGAAAGAGGCAGAGAACAAGUCCUCCACGAGCAAACCCAACAGAGGCAGAGAGAGCAGAGAAGAUCAACAUGGCGGGGCUAUGA
Pseudopipra pipra is the source of this 1782-nucleotide messenger RNA. RefSeq names its product ubiquitin carboxyl-terminal hydrolase 42-like. The record is from RefSeq and is a predicted model, not a curated record. Lineage: Eukaryota; Metazoa; Chordata; Aves; Passeriformes; Pipridae. Gene Ontology annotation, molecular function: cysteine-type deubiquitinase activity. Gene Ontology annotation, biological process: protein deubiquitination; regulation of apoptotic process. The transcript is spliced from 12 exons. Gene Ontology annotation, cellular component: nucleus; cytosol. Bases 199 to 1782 code for a protein of 527 amino acids.